Messenger RNA from Laccaria bicolor S238N-H82, 1547 nucleotides. RefSeq lists its product as uncharacterized. The record is from RefSeq and is a predicted model, not a curated record. Gene Ontology annotation, molecular function: deoxyhypusine monooxygenase activity. Bases 1 to 1002 code for a protein of 333 amino acids. Gene Ontology annotation, biological process: peptidyl-hypusine biosynthetic process. The transcript has 8 exons. NCBI's taxonomy places the organism in Eukaryota, Fungi, Basidiomycota, Agaricomycetes, Agaricales, Hydnangiaceae.
AUGGUCGCCGCCAUCUCACUUGACGAACUCAAAAACCUUGAAUCUUGUCUCCUCAACACCUCCCAAGAUGCUCCACUGCACACCAGGUUUCGUGCUCUAUUCACACUCAAAGCCCUCAAAAACGAUGAUGCUGUUGCCAUAAUCUCAAAAGGCUUUAAGGAUCCAUCAGCCUUGCUCAAGCAUGAACUAGCAUACUGUCUUGGGCAGAUGAAGAAUACAUCGGCCCUCCCCACCCUUGAGGUCGUUCUGAAGGAUACAUCCGAGGACCCAAUGGUACGGCAUGAGGCAGCUGAGGCUAUGGGCGCAAUUUCUGCCUCGUCAUCUGUCCCCAUCCUCAAGCAAUUCCUCUCCGACCCCGAAAGAACUGUUCGGGAAACAUGCGAAAUUGCAAUCGCUAAAAUCGAAUGGGACAACUCAGAGGAGGGUCAAAGACAUCACCAACUUUCGAACGAAUCAACCAGACCUCUAUAUACCUCAAUUGACCCCGCCCCCGCGAGCUCUGGCUUACUCGAAGGGACUCCAAAACCAGAGGAUGUGUCUGGAGAUGGGGUUUCUGCUCUACAAAAGGAGCUCGUAGAUAAGUCCUUACCUUUAUUCCAGCGCUAUCGCGCCAUGUUCGCUCUAAGGAAUAUCGGUACCCCGGCCGCCGUUGACGCCCUUGCUUCUGGUUUCUCAGAUGACAGUGCUCUCUUCAAACAUGAAAUAGCCUUCGUUUUCGGCCAGCUCUUGUCGUCACAUUCUGUUCCCCCGCUUUUAGACGUCCUAAGAAAUACAACAGAAUCUGAUAUGGUGCGCCACGAAGCAGCCGAGGCGCUCGGCGGGAUCGCCACACCGGAAGUCCUUCCUCAUCUUCAAGAAUGGAUGGCCAAAGAAGAUGCUCCAAGGGUCGUCAGGGAGAGUUGUCAGGUCGCAAUUGAUAUGUGGGAGCACGAAAAUUCGGAUGAAUUUCAGUAUGCUGAUGGGCUGGGGAGCACCAUUCCCAUCGCUCAGGUUGGCGCUUGAUGACAGUAGAAAAUAAGAAGGGCAAGACGUCACUGACCACUUCUUCAAGGUCAACACACUACAGAGACGGAUAUCACGACGUCCUCGAGGUUCCAUGAUUGCUGGUUUGGCUCAAAUCGGCGUCCUGAACAGUGGCUACCAAUAUAGCUCGUUCGAUAGCAUGUCUUGAGUUAUUUGGGUUAGGUGGCUGACCCCAUGUGUUCAACAAGCUGGCUAUCGCACUGAGAUCGUCGCCUCUGCCAAUGUCAUCUGCUAAAAUACGGUCCCGCCGCCAACUUACUCGUCAACGUCCUCUGGCUUGUCAACAUGGAGGUUCGUUCGAGUCGGACUAAUAGAUCGACAGCGGCAAAACGCUUCUUAGCCUAGGGAUAUUCAUUGGAUCGAUCUACUUUCGCCCCCAGGCCAGGACGAGCUAGGCUUAUAUAUAGCUCACAGAAGCUGGGCUCAUUCAACGAGAGUGGACCCGUUCUACACUGUACUUCUCCCCUUUCGUGGUUGUGCUUUUUCCAAUACUCUUCCCACUCUCUUCGUCGCUGCCUUCAUCA